ACAGCCUGCCGACAGCUGGUUAGUCUGACUGUUUCUCCCCUUUUUACUCCCUACAAAGUACCUUUUCUCACAGGUUCACAGAAAUUAAAUAACUUUUACCGCGACUACCCAAGUUAUUCGAGACAAAAAUACAAAGACUACCAAAUUGCUUUAAUGACAAAGCAGCAGUGUGAAGGAAAAUGUGUGCUGCCGUGUAUGUCCUGUCGACAGUAACGGGCUACGUGCUCACCUCUGCCCUGCUGCUGAAAUGCCCGAGUCUUCUGCAUCGGAGGAAGCGAGAGACUUUCAUCAGCAGACACAUUUCCCACCGUGGAGGGGCAGGUGAAAACCUGGAAAACACCAUGGCAGCCUUCAAGCAUGCUGUGGAUCUCGGCACAGACAUGUUGGAGUUGGACUGUCAACUGACAAAGGAUGAACAGGUGGUGGUUUCACAUGAUGCCAACUUGAAGAGGGCGACUGGAAUCAAUGCCCAAAUCUCUGAUUUCACUUAUGCUGAGCUGCCUCCAUACCUCUGCAAGCUGGGUGUAACUUUUCAGAGGGAGUGUUUCUGUGAGGGAGGAGAGGACAAGCGCAUUCCUCUCCUCAGGGACGUUUUUGAAGCCUUUCCCGAAACACCAGUCAACGUUGACAUCAAGGUCAACAACGACACGCUCAUCAAAAAGAUCUCUGAGCUGGUUGUUCAGUACAACAGAGAACAUCUGACUGUGUGGGGAAACGCCAGCAACCAGAUUGUCAAGAAGUGUUAUAAAGAGAACCCUCGAAUUCCAGUGUUCUUCAGCUUAUCCAGAGUAUUGCAGCUGCUGGGCCUCUUCUACACUGGCCUCCUGCCAUUUGUUCCCCUUAAGGAGCAGUUCCUAGAGAUUCCUCUGCCCUCCAUCAUUACCAAAUUAAAAGAUCCAAACAGAUUAACUCAGAGUCAGAGAUUCGUCACCUGGCUGGCAGACACUUUGCUGAUGAGGAAAACUCUCUUUAAGCAUCUCACUGCCAGGGGGAUACAGGUGUACAUAUGGGUGCUGAAUGACGAGGAGGACUUCCAGAGGGCGUUUGAGUUGGGAGCCACAGGAGUUAUGACUGAUUUUCCCACCCGGCUUAAAGACUUCAUGGACAGGAAUGAUAUUUCUAAGCCCCAGUGACCUGCUGAAAUCUAACUUGCCCCAUUCUGUACACACACACACACACACACCGCACACACAUGCACUUCAAACUGACCUGUCAAAAUAGCCUCCCAUGACACACAUGCACACUUUCCCUGCAUGCAUUCCAGCAGCGUUACCACUUUCACACUGUGUUUUAUUUAAUGUUGUACUGUUAAUGCACUCUCUUGUAUUUUCUGUCACAUAGAAUACACAGAGGAGAACACGUGAUGUCAUAUCUGCUGUUGAGGUCCAGUUGUGGUCCUUGCACAUUAUUUAUUCCCUCACCACUACAAAAUGCACAUUUCCUCUUUUUAAAGUUAUCUAUUGAAUAGGACAACAUGGCCAUUGAAAUAUGCCAUUUGCCAGUCUUGACAUCCAUGACAUUUUACUGAAAAGUUGUCUUUGUUUUACUGAUGUAAAACGAUUUUAUUUAAGCUUUUCUACGGCCUUCAAGUAAGUGACAGUUUGCAGUAUUUCUACGUUGCAUAUUGUGCUUGUAAAAACACCAGCAGAUGCAGCUUCAUGACGAACUGUAAUGUUGAUUUGACAGUUUUUCACAAUCUGAUCACAUUCUGUCACAUGCUGAUCUUAGCCAUCGUGAGAUAUUUUAAGCAUGGACACACAUUUCAUCCAGAUGUAUUUAUACAGUAUGCACCAGAUGCAAACAAAAAGGUGACAUUAAUACCUGGGUGUUAACGCACAAGUCCUCAGCUCCAGUGAGUUUUAGUAUCACAUUUACAGUAUGUUUGAACUGUUGAUUGUUCUGUAAAGAAACAGUUCUUUGUUUUUGUAAAGACAAUGGGUUGUAUGUUUGUAACUGAGUGUUAUUGAGUACCACAAGACAUUUCUGUCAGUCAAAUGGAAUCAAAUGUAUCACUUAAUUGUUAAUUGAUGUAUCUGAGACGGACAUUUUGCACAAAUUAAAGAACUUCAUCGUUACUACAUAUGUAUACCUCUUCCACAUGUGUGUAAUAUGACGAUUGACAAAACUAUAUCUCAGAAACAUCAAUGGAUGGGCUUUAAAGUGCACUGACGAGGUACGCUAGUCAUGUAAAACUAGAAACAGUGAUUUAAUACAGCACUGUGAGUUCAUCUGUGCAAAUACAGAGUUUCACACAUGUGAGCAUGCAGUGAGGGUCGGUAAAUGAAUGUAGUAUUGUCUGAAUGUACUGUGUUGUUCGGUAUUUUACUGUCAAAUCAUUAUUUCGGUGGUUCUUUUUUUUCUCUUUAUUGUCUCAAAAUUCUGCUCUGCUGAAAAAAAGAGCAAAGGUUUCAGUGAAAGUUGUGAUCUGCCAAAUUGUGUUGCAGAUCUUAUGUAAAUAAACGGAACUUUGUAUUUGUUUUGCAUAUUUGAAUGAAUAUCUGACACACUGUUGAAUAUGUUAUGAGUUUGAACCAUAGGCAAUAUCUAAAGACUACAAUCUCACAUGGUAUAUGGUAGAAAUGAUUACAAUUUGCCAAUAUUAAUAAAAACAUUUAAAAAUGAAA
Messenger RNA from Solea senegalensis (Senegalese sole), 2624 nucleotides. It is a transcript of the gene gdpd1, whose product is annotated as glycerophosphodiester phosphodiesterase domain containing 1. Gene Ontology annotation, biological process: glycerophospholipid catabolic process; N-acylethanolamine metabolic process. The record is from RefSeq and is a predicted model, not a curated record. Gene Ontology annotation, molecular function: phosphoric diester hydrolase activity; phosphatidylcholine lysophospholipase A1 activity. Bases 180 to 1133 code for a protein of 317 amino acids. Gene Ontology annotation, cellular component: endoplasmic reticulum membrane. The transcript is spliced from 11 exons. NCBI's taxonomy places the organism in Eukaryota, Metazoa, Chordata, Actinopteri, Pleuronectiformes, Soleidae.